Messenger RNA from Desarmillaria tabescens, 753 nucleotides. RefSeq lists its product as uncharacterized. Lineage: Eukaryota; Fungi; Basidiomycota; Agaricomycetes; Agaricales; Physalacriaceae. The coding region runs from base 1 to 753 and encodes 250 amino acids. The record is from RefSeq and is a predicted model, not a curated record. The transcript has 3 exons.
AUGGCCAACAUCACUCGCUCAUCCAAAGCCGGAAACGAAUGGACAAGCAACGACCUGAAUGCGUAUAACAUCAGCAUCACUUUCCAGGAUGCUCUAACAUUCUUUGACGAAACAGCCUUACCAGCACCCUCCGUUCACCAAGAGAUCCUCACGGCGCCUACCGCCGAUCAAUGCGUCCUACAACCUCCUCGCACAACUCGAACUCGCAAUUCUACCCUCCGACCCGGAGGAUUCGGCACGCUUUCCCACUCCUUUAGAUAUAUCCAUCGUCCUCGAGCCAUUCGCACACGCAAAAAGUUGCGGUUCUUCAUCUGCAGGGAGUCCAAGUAUUCUUUACUUGAUGUGUGCAUCCUUGAUCGGGAUACGGACGAUGUUAUCCUCCUUGUCCAAGAGGAUAAACAGUUGGGCCAGGGCGACGGGCAUGCUCGACUCGUUGCCGGGGCCAUAGCCGCGUUUCAGGUCGGUAAUGCUCAAAGGCGAGAGGUGGGACUUACUACAUUGGACAGCAGGACUCAGGUCAUCCCCGGUAUAAUCAUGGUCGGAACAUCUCCCACUUUCUUCAAGAUCCCAGUCACCCGACAACUGGCUGUAUGUGUUGAAUUCGGACGGUCCCCACUUGCUCCAACCAUCGUCACUGGGCAUGUCCCUGAUAUCCCACGUCCCAAUCGCAGGUUCAGCGAGGGCAUGAGACACCUUGCUAAUCGACGUGUUAUCCUGCAAUGCUACGAGGCUUUCAAGAAAUUUGUUGUUUGA